AUGGCGGGAGAGGAGGAUGCAGAUUCAGCGCUGAUACCAAGCCUCUAUAAACCCCCUGCCUUGUUACCUAUAGCACAACUCAAGGAUCAACUGCUCUACACCAUCGAAACCUACCCGGUGACAGUCGUCGUAGGCGAAACGGGAAGCGGUAAAACAACCCAGAUACCAAAAUUUCUGCUCGAAGCCGGCUGGUGCAACACAGGCCAGCAAAUAGCAAUUACCCAACCGCGGCGCAUAGCAUGUACCAGCGUAGCAGCAAGAGUAGCAGAAGAGCUAGAUACUCCGCUAGGUCAAAAUGUGGGCUAUAGUAUUAGAUUCGAGGACGUUACAUCUGCAGCAACGCAGGUCAAGUUUGUGACUGAUGGCCUACUACUACGCGAAAUGCUCGUUGAUCCCCUGCUAUCUCGGUACUCUGUCAUCAUGAUCGACGAAGCACAUGAGCGAAGUCUAUCAUCCGACAUUCUGCUUAGCUUAUUGAAGAAGGUGUUGCGGAGGAGAGAGCAUCUACGGGUCGUCGUAAGCAGCGCUACCUUGGAAGCAGAGCGCUUUCUCGACUUCUUCAAUCCCGACGAAGGCGAAAAGAUUCACGGCAAGAGCAAGGAGGAAUUUGGCUACAUCUUCGGUAUUGAAGGUCGCACAUACCCCGUUGAUAUCCAAUAUCUCGAGAAACCCACGAGCAAUUAUGUUGAAGCAGCCAUCGACUCAGUCCUUAAGAUACAUGAGCACGAAGCCGCAGGCGACAUACUCGUCUUCUUAACUGGCCGCGAGGAAAUUGACGACGCCAUCGAUCAACUCAGCGAACACAUCGCCGACAUGACACCCUCCCAACAACGCCUCAUGCCCCUUCCCCUCUACGCCGGCCUCCCAACCGAAGACCAAAAUCUCAUCUUUGCAAAACCACCUCCCAACACUCGUCGCGUGAUUCUCAGCACCAACAUAGCCGAAGCAUCUUUAACCAUCGAUGGGAUAGUCUACGUCAUCGAUACCGGCUAUGUCAAACUGCGCGCCUACAACGCCGCCCUUGGUAUUGAGAAUCUUGCUGUAGUCCCCAUCUCCAAAGCGAGCGCCAUCCAACGCGCCGGUCGUGCAGGACGAACACGCCCAGGAAAGUGCUUCCGGUUGUACACCGAGGCCGUGUUCAAUAGCUUAGAGGAAUCUACGUUCCCUGAACUCGCACGCUCAAACCUUGCACCUGUUAUCCUACAGCUUCUGAACUUGGGCAUCACAAAUGUAAUCCGUUUCGAUUACCUUUCUGCUCCUCCCUCGGCCCUCGUAACCAGAGCACUAGAUACCUUGUAUUCACUCGGUGCACUAGAUGAACAUGCUCGUCUCACAAAGCCCCUCGGUACACGCAUGGCUUCACUCCCGCUCGACCCCAUGCUCGCACGCUGCCUGCUCAAAUCGGCUGAAACAGAGUUCUCUUGCCUCUCCGAAAUGCUCACUAUAGCUGCCAUGAUGACUCUGCAAGGCAAUGCCUUCGUGUCACACGACGGUGGCAAGAAAGCUCUAGACGCUGCACGCCGCAAAUUCGCAGUCGCGGAAGGGGACCACCUGACGCUGUAUAACGUAUAUGAAUCGUUUGUGAAGGCAGGGAUUGGGAAUACAAAUUGGUGCCAUACGCAUAACCUCAACCACAAGAGUAUGGUGAAAGCUGUGAGUGUGAGAAAGCAACUCGUCGCGCAUAUCAAUCGCUUCGGGAUCCAAGAGUCCUCCUUAGCCUCGUCGGAUGUGCUUAGGGUGGGUGGUAUGCCGCUUGCCGAGCGGGUCCAAAAGUGCCUGGCCAGCGGCUUCUUUGCACACGCAGCGCGAAUGAAAGCAGACGGCAGUUUUAGUACCGUUGACGGAGAGACUACGUUGUGGGCACAUCCCAGUAGUGUGUUCUUUGCCAGAAAGGUCGACUGGGUAAUUUAUACGGAGAUUACGGAAACGAGGGAUAAGAUAUAUAUUCGGGAUCUGACCAAGGUAGAGAUGGAUUGGCUGAUGGAAUGUGCACCGGAAUAUUAUGAGAUUCGGCAAGGGCGGUAA
Pyrenophora tritici-repentis Pt-1C-BFP is the source of this 2025-nucleotide messenger RNA. RefSeq names its product pre-splicing factor ATP-dependent RNA helicase prp16. Gene Ontology annotation, cellular component: catalytic step 2 spliceosome; intracellular anatomical structure. Lineage: Eukaryota; Fungi; Ascomycota; Dothideomycetes; Pleosporales; Pleosporaceae. The record is from RefSeq and is a predicted model, not a curated record. Gene Ontology annotation, molecular function: ATP binding; RNA binding; helicase activity.